This is a messenger RNA of Oryctolagus cuniculus (rabbit), 1675 nucleotides long. The record is from RefSeq and is a predicted model, not a curated record. NCBI's taxonomy places the organism in Eukaryota, Metazoa, Chordata, Mammalia, Lagomorpha, Leporidae.
AUGCCAGGUUCUGACCGCAAGGCCUCCGGCCUUGACCCUGUCCCCACUGCAGCUGCCCAGGGCCAGGAGCCCUGGAACUGCCCACUUCCCACGGAGGUUUUUCCGGUCUCCCUGCAGUACGAGGUGAGUGGGGCCUGGUACCACACCUGUGGCGGGACCCUCAUCAGCCCUGACUGGGUUAUCACUGCCAGCCACUGCAUCUCAAGUCAGGCCCCGAGUGACCUCUCGUCUGCCGGCAGGAGCUCCCAGACAUACCGGGUGGUGCUGGGCGAGUACGACCGGGCAGUCACGGAGGGACCUGAGCAGGUGAUCCCCAUCAAUGCUGGGGACAUCUUCGUGCACCCGCGAUGGAAGUCCUACUGUGCACCCUGCGGCAAUGACAUCACCCUCAUCAAGCUGUCGCGCAGCGCACAGCUGACAGCCAAAGUGCAGCCCGCCCAGCUCCCUCCUGCUGGGGACAUCCUGGCCCAUGGGACGGAAUGCUACGUCACCGGCUGGGGCACCACCUCCACCGGCGGGUCACUCCCGAACAAGCUACAGCAGGCGCCUCUGCCCGUGGUGGACCACGCACACUGCGCACGGCUGACCUGGUGGGGUUUACUCGUGAGGAGGAGCAUGGUGUGCGCCGGCGGAGGCGACGUCUCUGCCUGCAACGGUGACUCUGGAGGACCCCUCAACUGCCCCGCGGCAGAUGGCUCCUGGCAGGUGCACGGCGUGACCAGCUUCGCCUCCUCCCGCGGCUGCAACACUGAGAGGAAGCCCACGGUGUUCACCCGAGUGUCGGCCUUCAUUGACUGGAUCGAGGAGACCAUUGCAAGCCACUAGAACCAAGGCCCGGCUACCCGUGCUGACCCCACGUCCUGUGUAAAGAAUAAAGAGCUCUCUCAAGUCUCAAGUGGAUCUGUGUCCAUCAGUGACUUCCCCCCGGCCAGGUCCUGGUGAGAGCUGAUUUGCAGACGAGACCAGAGCCCCCUCUCCUGGGAGCACCAGGACAACACGCGGCCCUAGGAGAAGAAGGAGUGUGAUGGGGAGACUGACCCUCUUGGUGUGCCUGGGGCUGGGGGUUCAGGCCCUGGACUUCCAGUGUGGAAACUGAGGCAGAACCAGGAAAUCUGGGACAAGUAGGUCACCCUGGGGUAGAGCCCCACAGAGAGCAGCGGCAUCUCCAUGCAGACCUAACACAGUGAGUGACACCUGCAGUGGCUGAGCCUCUCUCGGAGGCUCACGGGACAGUGGGAAGGAUCAGGUGUUCCUGCCUCCACUGACUGGCAGGAGGAGGGCUGUGGUCAUUUGUUCACUCAGUAUCAUUCAUUCCUUACUUCAGAGGGGGCUCUGAGAGAGAGGGCAGGUGGGUCUGGCUCGGAAGUGGUUCAUUGUUUAGAGAGAAGUGAGCAUGGUGGAGGCAUCCAGCGAACACGGACGGGUGCCUCCCCAUGGCAGGCUCCAGGCUGGGAGUCCAGAGGUGAGAGGUGACAGGGAGACCCUGGGCUGCAGGGCGUGGGGCCACGCACAGGAACAGGGACGCGGGCAGGGCUGCACACAGCCCGGCCUGGCCAGCGCUCAUGGAGGCCAGAGCGCCCUCUGCUGUGCGGGCGGAAGAAACACACACGGCCCCGUCCCUGGUGGGCGCAUCAGUCACUGUCAGAAUUAGUGGGUUCCACUGUUCCUUUAAACA